GGAUCGCGGAACAGUGGGGUAGAGUUUUCAGUAGGUCUAAACCAAAACGCGUGGUGUAUUACACCAGUGUCGAUCUGCAGAUGUAAACAGAUUUUGCAAACUAAAUGAUGUUGAAGAUGACUUGAGUACAGGAUUUUAAAGCUUUGGUAGUGUUCGUAGUUUGUGCUUGUAAAGUUGCCGGGAUCUAUAUGUAAUUAUCGUUGUACAUAGUGCGAUUUGCUGCUGCUAGACAUAGUGACGUCAUCAUGUCUCUGACAGAUGUGAUGGACGACAUCGACUACGAGACUAUCCGUUUUAAUGUGAACGAGACUCAGUCCCGACACCCGCUGUGGAUGACGGAAUCUCAUUUCAUUUACCAUCUGUAUAGGGAUGCGGCAGGGGCUCUCAACUGUCACAAAGACCAAUUCGGGGAACCAGUAUGUUCUCCAAGGCAUCUAGCAAACCUUUGUAUGAACAAGCUUGUAUGUGAUCCUGGUCGGGUGUUCGGACACAUGAAGGCGCGAAAUAUGCCAGGCGGAAUUUACCCGGCACUGCUGUCGGAAGCCAUAUUUCAAAGAGAGCUACAUACUAUCAACUUCCUCGUCAGCACAUGGCCUACCACCGUCCUUGAUCUACAAUCGGCCAUGCCUGGAGAGGACUUAAGCUAUGAUGAAAUACUAACCACGCCGGUAGAGGAGAAGGACGGGUUAACCAUCCUUGACUGUGUCAUCUACGCUCUUCUCGCUCUACGGCCAGUAUCCAACCUCAAAAUUGUCAACUUCUCAGGGUUUUUAGACCGGAAGUUAUGUCGGGAACUCUCCAGACUUCCGCUGCUGUGGAUGAAUCCGGACGACCGAACAGUUGACAGGAUCCAUGAAAUACUAAACCGGACUAUCGAUAUAAGCAGAGAAAAAGUCCAGAAGUAUCUUAACAGAUUUAACCUUAUAUACGCUAACAUGGAUCCGUACAUUAAACAUGGAAACCAGUUUGAGCCGGUCACGAUAAUCUUGGACUGUAAAAUCACACUGGAUGAUGUUCCCAUAGGGCUUGGUCUCCAGUAUGACACGCCCUUCCGGUUUGGCUGCAAGAGAGUGUGGAUGGAGCCGAUCCCGGAAAUCUCUUUACCAAUGACCGGUAUAAAUCGAGUACUUGAACUUAGGGACCUUACCCAGGUAGAGUACACGGACCCACAGAUCUGCCACGACAUGGAUAGACUGAAAACCCUGAUGGAGGGACUACAGCUUCUUCCUCAUCUCCAGACCCUAAGCAUUCCAAACACUAUCCACUCGGACGGACAUGAAAACGCUCUGAAACAUUUCGCUUCAAGUGUUGGCCAAAUACCUAUGUUACGUAAACUGAACUUGGCUUCCUGUAACUUGCGUGGACAACUUGAAACUAUUCUUGUAAAAUUGUCCCAGGAAAUAACAUACCUGAAUCUUCGUGACUGUCGUCUUUGUGAUGAUGAUAUCCUUAACCUUAGGUUAUGGAAGAAACUCUCCGGACUAAAAGAAUUAAAUCUUAGCCGGAAUAACUUAAAAUCGUCCGACCUUGCCCUUGGUGAUGUUCUACAAGCAAUACCAAAUAUGGGAUGUUUCUCCGUGUCAUAUUGUAGUCUGUCCAACUCUCAGCUAGAGGCCAUUGCACAAAAAUGUAUCGAUUUAAAAUAUAUGAAGAUGUUAGGCCUUCAGAGUUUUACUCCACCUGUGAUGGUGGAUAUGGAGGCUUUACUUCAGAUUUGCUCUCUUAUAGACUCCCUUCAAAAGUGCUACAUUCUCCCAGACGCCUUUGCGUUUCCCGGAAGUAACAGUGCGUUCCGCCAUGAAAACAGGAUGUUAUUUGUCGAGAAUUGCGAAUCAUUUCUACAACAGGUAGGCAGACCCGACAUAGAACUGGAAUGAAGUCCGAAAACAUUAUUUAACAAAACCCAGAAUAUUUAUUUCGCCAUUAAUACUUCCAAAAAUUAAUUCUAUGUUUAGGACCGAUAUGCAUGCAUUAAUGUUCGUAGGAUCAGUGUAUCUACUCAAAAUUGAUGACUUCUCGGGAUAUAUUAUAUUUCUGUCUGAACAAUACUAAUUCACAUUGAUCUGACUUCCGAAUGGGUUAUGAAUGAAAGGUAGCGAAAUCAUUGCGAGCUGUAGAUGUAAAGAAAUAUGAGCAAGUGUUAUAGUCAAUGCACGGAUUGCACUUUUCUCAGUAUGUGUAGAAUAUUUUUGGACGAAGAUCUUCGGUAAAAAUUAGAAUUAACAGAAUGUUAAUCUUGUUUUCAAAAACAUCCAAAUAUCAACAGAAUCACAUCAAAACAGAUCCAAAUAAGCAUGUCAAUUUCUGAGGUUCUGUGGCAGCAAUAUCUCGACUGCAGACCAGUAAACGUGUCCAGUUCUGUGGCAGUAAUAUCUCGACUGCAGACCAGUACACGUGACAAGUUCUGUGGCAGCAAUAUCUCGACUGCAGACCAAUACACGUGUCCAGUUUUGUGGCAGCAAUAUCUCGACUGCAGACCAGUACACGUGACAAGUUCUGUGGCAGCAAUAUCUCGACUGCAGACCAAUACACGUGUCCAGUUUUGUGGCAGCAAUAUCUCGACUGCAGACCAGUAAACGUGACCAGUUUUGUGGCAGCAAUAUCUUGACUGCAGACCAGUACACGUGACUAGUUCUGUGGCAGCAAUAUCUCGAGUGCAGACCAGUACACGUGUCCAGUCAACAAGUAUAAUGAGCAUGCGUCAGACAUUUGUCCUUGUGUUACACCAACACUUUGAUCACUGUUUAUUUAUACUAGAACUUUGCGUGAUUUCAUUUCACCGUGAAAUUGAAGCACCAAUGUAGGAGUUGUGAUUACAGAGGGAGUCAACAUACUACUUCCUUUUUCUCCCAUCUACAUUCCCACGUUUACACAAAUAAACUUAUUUAAAUUGCC
Molecule: messenger RNA, 2895 nt
Organism: Ylistrum balloti
Lineage: Eukaryota; Metazoa; Mollusca; Bivalvia; Pectinida; Pectinidae
Product: leucine-rich repeat-containing protein 14-like
Exons: 7
Coding region: 246-1877 (543 amino acids)
Cellular component (GO): cytoplasm
Source: RefSeq, a predicted model, not a curated record